GCCAAGUAAAAUGCCAGGAUAUUCCGUACUUAUAGAACAAGUUAUAAAAAGUUUUGGGGAAUCUGAGAGACAUAGUGAAUCAUUAAGUGUGUUAAAAGAAUUAUUCAGAAACGACAUCAAUUCACCUAGGAAAUACGAGAAAAUAACAAGUAUUGGGCAGUUGCUUAGAAUUUUAGAAGUAAGAGAUGUAUUAUCAGAGAACAAUAUUCAACCAUUGAAAGUGAUUGCACUCGAAUUAUCAAAUAACCGACUGUUAGGAAGAAUCCAGGAGUAUGAGCAGUCUCAUGUUCCAGUACAAUGUAUGAACUAUUAUGGUCAAUUGGCUGCAGCAGGUGAAAACAAUCUUAAUUCACCACAGAGACAACCACUUCAAAGUGUUAGCAGUAAUUUGAACACAGCCAUGAGUGAGCAAAAGAUAAAAAGAAUUAAGCAAGCACUUGUUGAAGAUAUUGGUACAUUUUGGAAAGAUUUAGCAAGAAGUUUAAAUAUUAAAGAAAGCAAAAUUGAAGAAAUCAAUGAUGAUUACAAUAAAGUAACAAUGAAAGCAAAAUGUGUAUUGGAAUUCUAUUUGGAAAACAAAGCAGAUCCACAAACUUGGUUUUAUGAUAUAUGUGAAGCUUUGGAAUAUUGUAAAAGAAAGGAUCUCUCUAAAAAACUUAAAAGGAUAUCAGUUAUGAACUUGUAA
Chilo suppressalis (striped riceborer) is the source of this 685-nucleotide messenger RNA. NCBI's taxonomy places the organism in Eukaryota, Metazoa, Arthropoda, Insecta, Lepidoptera, Crambidae. The record is from the annotation of a GenBank genome assembly.